GUGCACUGUGUCCCUCGGACACAGUGGAUCACCGAUCCACAGAAGGAGCAGAAGAUUUCGGCUCGGUCAUGUGAUCAGCUGUGUCCAAUCACAGCUGAUCACUGAUCAUCAGGGCACUGAUGAUCAGUGUGCCCUGAUGAUCAGUGUAGCCCCAGCAGCGCCACCUGUCAGCAUCCAUCAGUGCCUUGUGUCAGUGCUCAUCAGUGCCUCAUGCCAGUGCCCAUCAGUGCCACAUCAAUGCCACAUAUCAGUGCCCAUCUGAGUUGCCUUUCAGUGUCACCCAUCAGUGCCAGUCAGUGCCACCUAUCAAUGCCAAUCAGUGCCACCUAUCAGUGCCACCUAUCAGUGCCGCCUAUCAGUGCCAGUCAGUGCUGCCCGUCAGUGCCGCCUAUCAGUGCCAGUCAGUGCCGCCUAUCAGUGCCAGUCAGUGCCGCCUAUCAGUGCCAUGUAUCAGUGCCAUAUAUCAGUGCCAUGUAUCAGUGCUGCCUUUCAGUGCCCAUCAGUGAUGCCUGUCAAUGCCCAUCAGUGCCACCUAACAGUGCCUCCUCAUCAGUG
Staurois parvus is the source of this 555-nucleotide messenger RNA. NCBI's taxonomy places the organism in Eukaryota, Metazoa, Chordata, Amphibia, Anura, Ranidae. The record is from the annotation of a GenBank genome assembly.